AUGCUUUCUUGGUUAUUAAAUGGACCUCUUACACUUCUCUUUGUUUUGUCAGGCAUUGUACUUAAUGCUUUAUGUGUACUCGUUUUUGUAAGGCUUAGAAAUGCUGGGAGUUGUUCACCUCCAAUAAUACAUUAUUAUUUAAUUUCCUUAGCCUGUUGGCAUUCAGCACUUUUAUGUAAUGCUUUUGUCCUUUAUUGUUUACCAACUUUACUUUGGGGAUCAGUUAUAUCUACAGGCCCUUAUGUCCAUUUAUAUCCACCAACAUAUAUGUUAGCUAAUGCUACACACACUGGGACUGUUUGGAUUGUAUUAGCUUUAACACUUGAUCGUUAUUUGGCACUUUGUAUGCCAUUCAAACAUCGAAUUUUUAGUAAAAGAAGCCGAGUAAAACGUUUGGUUGUUGGUUUAUCUAUUCUUGCCAUUCUCUUUUCUUUACCACGAUUUUUUGAAGUUGCCACAGCUGUAGAAUGUAUUAAUACUUCAAAACCACAAUUCCCAACAACAACAAAAAUACCUCAAUUAAUUAAUAAUUCUUUAAUUAAUUCUUCCUCUUCAAUUUCUUCUUUAAUUUUAUCUUCCCCCACUCAUUCUUCCUCUUCUUCUCCAAUAAUUAUUGAAUGUAUUUCUUAUGUACAAAGAACUGGAUUACCUCAAAACCAACUUUAUCGAAGUUUUUAUCAUAUUUUGUUAGGCUCAACAUUUGUUACUAUUUUGCCUGGUCUUUUAACAUUUAUUUUAACUCUACGAAUUACUAUUGCAUUGGGAGAAGCACAACGUUCACGUAAACGUUUAAGUAGUCAUUGUGAACAACAAUUAUUACGUUGUUCCUCAACAAAUAAUGAAUAUAAAAAUAUUAUUAAAAAUUGUUAUAAUGCUGAAAAUAGUGAAUAUGGGGGUAAAGAAGAAGAAAAAUCAACAAAUAAUUUAUUUAAUGAAAAACAGCAACAUAAAAUGAUGCUUUUAGGGGGACAAAAAAAUGGAAAUAUUUACAAAAAGAAUAAUUCAAUUAGAGGGAAGGAACAUCGGGCUAAUGUACUUAUUGUGGUUAUUAUCGUUAAAUUUUUAAUUUCUGAUAUUUUACCGACAGUUUUGGAUGUUUUUGAGACAUUUAUUGGAAACGAAGCAUUUAUGUCUAGUCCAAUGGCUACUUUAUGUGUUGAUUUUUCGAAUAUGUUAUUAGUUUUGAAUUGUUCAACAAAUUUUUGGGUUUUUAUUUUUUAUGUUAGAGGAUUUCGUAAUCGUUGUGCUAGACUUUUAACUUUGCCAAUAAAAUUAUCUCCAACACCCACAACAAUUAUAGCUGAUGGAAAUGAAAGUGCAAGUUGUGGGGUUAUUUCACCUCGAAUAACUCCCCAAUGUUCGGCAACAACAACGGGAACAUUGGCUAUAAACGGGGGCGGGACAACAACAAUUAAUACAAAUCAACAAUCUGAAAAUUCUUUUAAAAACGGCCUUCAUAUUAGAGAUUCUUCUUCAAUUUCUCCCAAACAACCAUCUCAUUCUAAUCGUUUUAAUAGUAUUAAUGGUUGUUCAUUAAAUACAAACAAAAUAAUUAAUGGAAAUUUAAAUUCAAUAGAAAAACAAAAACAAAUAAAUUUAUUAAAAAGGAGAGCUUGUUCUUUAGCUAUUGAACAACAAAAUAAUAACAAAAUAUCCACUAAUUUAUCUAUAUUACCUCAAGCACAACAAAAUAAUAUUUAUUUAUCUCAACAACCUUUAGCUAUUAUUUCACAACAAAUAUAA
Meloidogyne enterolobii is the source of this 1743-nucleotide messenger RNA. Lineage: Eukaryota; Metazoa; Nematoda; Chromadorea; Rhabditida; Meloidogynidae. The record is from the annotation of a GenBank genome assembly.